Hylaeus volcanicus is the source of this 3517-nucleotide messenger RNA. It is a transcript of the gene ftz-f1, whose product is annotated as nuclear hormone receptor FTZ-F1-like. Gene Ontology annotation, biological process: hormone-mediated signaling pathway; tissue development; regulation of transcription by RNA polymerase II. Gene Ontology annotation, molecular function: RNA polymerase II cis-regulatory region sequence-specific DNA binding; zinc ion binding; nuclear receptor activity. The record is from RefSeq and is a predicted model, not a curated record. The coding region runs from base 16 to 2490 and encodes 824 amino acids. Gene Ontology annotation, cellular component: RNA polymerase II transcription regulator complex. NCBI's taxonomy places the organism in Eukaryota, Metazoa, Arthropoda, Insecta, Hymenoptera, Colletidae. The transcript is spliced from 5 exons.
UUGCGCAAGGGUGAUAUGUUAUUGGAGAUGGAGCAGCAUUCGGGCCUGAUAUCCCUGAAUAUGUCGCCGUUUCAUCUGAGCCCGCAGGGUAGUCCCCAGGGUGCGGCAGGCGCCGGUCAGCAGCAACAGCAGGCCCAGCAACAACAACAACAACAACAACAACAACAGCAACAGCAACAACAACAACAACAACAACCUCAUUACGGUUCCUCGCCCUAUGGGAAUUGCGCCCAGAGCCCACCCGCGACAAUGUGUCACCAAUCUCAGUCCCAGCAACAGCAACAGCAGCCGCAACAGCAGCAACAGUUGUCGGUUCACGGUCAGGCGCACACGCAGGGCGGUAUUUCGAGUUUCGACGCCGCCUUCUUCGACUCCACCGCCCUGGAGGAACGAUGCCCCAUGUGCGGCGACAAAAUGUCCGGCUAUCAGUACGGUUUGCUCACGUGCGAGUCAUGCAAAGGUUUUUUCAAACGCAACAGUUCGCCGUGCAGUAGCAAAAAGGUGUACACGUGUCUGUUCUCACCGACGGGCGGUGGGGGCGGGGGAGGAGGCGGCGGCGGCGGCGGUGGAGGCGGUGGAAACGGUAACAACGGCGGGAACGGCGGAUGUGGCGCAUCUUCUGCACUGGAUAUCGGAUCUUGCAGCACUAAGAAGGUGUACACGUGUCUGUUCUCGCCAACAGGGGCCGGAGGCGGUAACGGGGGCAACGGAGGCAGCAACGGGGCAGCUAACGGCGCGGGGGGUGGCUGCGGUACCUCGACGGCCCUCGAGACCGGCGGCGGCGGUUACAACGGCGGGGCUGUAGGCGGCGGGGGCGGCGGCGGCGCGGGCGCCGCUGGCGGAAGUGGGCCCACCGCAGGAAACGCCGCUGCUGGCGGCGGCGGUAGCGGUAGCGGCACCGGGGGCGGCGGCAGCGGAUCCGCUACGGUAAGCGGGAAUGUCGCGAUUCCGACUACCACCUACUCUUUACCAACUGGUACCAUUUGUCAUCCUGGAUUGGGCCAGGUUGGCGUUGGUGUCGUGACCGGCUCGAUACCCUGCCCGUCCGACUUCCCCGACACCAAGGACAUCAUCAUCGAGGAGCUGUGCCCGGUGUGCGGCGACAAGGUCUCCGGUUACCACUACGGGCUCCUCACCUGCGAAUCCUGCAAGGGUUUCUUUAAACGGACCGUCCAGAACAAGAAGGUCUACACGUGCGUCGCGGAGAGGUCCUGUCACAUCGACAAGACGCAACGGAAGCGGUGUCCGUUCUGCCGUUUCCAAAAGUGCCUCGAGGUCGGCAUGAAGCUUGAGGCCGUGCGGGCGGACCGGAUGAGAGGCGGUAGGAACAAAUUCGGACCCAUGUACAAGAGAGACCGAGCGCGGAAACUGCAAAUGAUGAGACAACGGCAGCUGGCACUGCAAACGAUACGCGGCAGCCUCGGUGAUCCAUCGAACUAUCCCUCCGCCGUAACGCCUUUCCUGCAUAUUAAACAGGAGAUCCAAAUACCUCAGGUCUCGAGUCUAACGUCUUCUCCAGAUUCGAGUCCAUCCCCCGCAGCCGUGGCCGCUGGUCUGGUCACGACACAGGCUGGCAGCGGAGCUGGUCAGCAUCAACUGAUCGCACCGUCCUACCAGCCAAACAUUUCUGGUACAAACAACCUGCACAACCUCAACCCUGGCCUGGAUAGCAAGCUGUGGGCUGCCAAUUCCACCACCCCGAGUCCUAAGGCCUUCAACUUCGGCGAACAGUCCACGCAACCUCAGGGAGCCGCUGGUUCCGCGCCCUCUACAGCCGCCUUGAAAACUAGUCCGAUGAUAAGAGACUUCGUGCAAUCGGUCGACGACCGCGAGUGGCAGGCGUCCCUUUUUGGACUGUUGCAAAACCAAACGUACAAUCAGUGUGAAGUGGACUUGUUCGAAUUAAUGUGCAAAGUGCUCGACCAGAAUCUGUUCUCGCAGGUGGACUGGGCAAGGAAUUCUGUAUUCUUCAAAGAUCUCAAGGUUGACGACCAAAUGAAGUUACUACAGCACUCCUGGUCGGAUAUGUUGGUGCUUGACCAUCUUCAUCAAAGGUUACAUAAUAAUCUACCCGACGAGACUACGCUUCAUAAUGGCCAAAAGUUUGAUCUCCUUUGUCUCGGCCUACUUGGAGUUCCUUCCCUGGCAGAAAUCUUCAAUGAAUUGUCAUCUAAACUUCAGGAACUCAAAUUUGACCUUUCGGACUACAUAUGCAUGAAAUUCCUGAUGCUGCUCAAUCAUGACGUUCGGGGAUUAGUUAACAAGAAACAUGUACAAGAAGGUCACGAACAAGUGUUACAAGCUCUCCUGGAUUAUACGUUGACAUGUUAUCCAUCUGUAACGGAUAAAUUUAACAAGCUGCUAGCAGUAUUACCAGAAAUCCAUGCGGUAGCGAACAGGGGUGAAGAUCACCUUUAUCAGAAGCAUUGUAGCGGCGGAGCACCAACUCAAACUCUUCUUAUGGAAAUGCUUCAUGCUAAGAGAAAAUGAAACGAUAAAUUCGUUUGGCAUCUUUGCCAUGAGUUAGUCUGUUGCUAUAUCUCAAAAAUCACGAUAGAGCCCCUUACCGUCAAAGUGGACCUCAAGUACCUACUAAGAGCUAACGCUGCUUAGGUAUUGGACCAAGUUAAGGGGCCCUGGUUCAAAAAAUACCUAUGCAAACAAAUCAAGUAUAGACGUACAUACUUUACAUAUAUACAUAAUAUAUGUAUUAUAACGUGUAUCUAAAUAUAUAAACAUAAUGACAUAUAUUUUCUAUAUUUGAUGUUGAAGUUUUAGAGAUGUAUCCAUGGAGAAUUACUACCCCUGUUGGUGGGUACAAGCGCAGGGAAACAGUAAGCAAGAUGCCUUGAAAACAGUACAAAGGGUGGUUAACAAAAUAUUGGUCAAAGGGCAGGCAACUUUUGUCUAAAUAAGUAAAGCUAUUUUUCUAAUACUAGAAGCGAUUAUUUUUAAGCAUACCACUGAAGCCUUGCUCUCAUUUUGAACAAAAAGAUAUCCUAAUAGUAACGAACGAAAAAAAAAGAUUGCCGACUCUCCAGUCAAUCAUGCUUCUGCAAGGGAUUCAAUGGGCAUACUUGAACGACAGUAAAAUUUCAUGUGAUAUACUUAUAUAUACAUAUAUACAUAUAUGUCGCACGGCCACCUGGGCAUCCUUAGAACUUCCUAUAAAAAAUCUGCAUUUUGUCACACUUGCACACAGCAGGGCUACUAUAUUGUAAAUACUAGUUAACACAUUCCAAUUAUGUUGUAAAGUAUGAAUCAUGUUAAAUAUGUAAUUAUAAUAUUUUGUGUAUAGUUUAAUAAAAUAAAUAUAUUUCUGUUGCUUACCGAGAAAAAAUCAUUAGCUACUUAAUGUCUUCACUAAUUUUAGAAUCUUAUUCAUGUAUUUUUCUCUUUAUUAUUUUUCAAAUAGGUGGCGGAAAAAAAUAACCACAAAAUGCGAUAUUUUAUUAUUGUAUAUUGUAUUAUAAUAAAGAUUCUGUUUAAGAAAUAAAAGAAUCAUUGGAGCAAGGUU